AUGAACCCCGCUGCAAGAUGCCCGACCAACCUUCCGGAAUACGCUCUGAAUUUGAACCGUGAGGAGAUCCAACGCAUCACUAUCAUCCGCAACAAUGCUGCUCACGCUGGAGCGGACCCCUAUUAUCUCGCAGUCUUGGAUACACUCAUCGCCAUGAACACCAGAAUGAUUCAAGUGGGGCGCCAACCAUUCUCUCCAGCCGGACUUCUCGAAAUGAUGAAUCUCUGCACCAACAUUCGCGCGGGCUGGGGCACUCUCAAUGUCUAUCUGGAUUGA
This is a messenger RNA of Caenorhabditis remanei, 276 nucleotides long. RefSeq lists its product as uncharacterized. The record is from RefSeq and is a predicted model, not a curated record. Bases 1 to 276 code for a protein of 91 amino acids. Lineage: Eukaryota; Metazoa; Nematoda; Chromadorea; Rhabditida; Rhabditidae. The transcript has 3 exons.